AUGGCUGACUUCUUGUUACCACUGGGUACUAACAACUUUCACCGGUUCACACCCGAAUCCUUAUCGGAGAUUGAAAAGCGGAUCUCGGCAAAGGUCGGAAAGGAUGCCAAGCAGGAAUAUAGAGAGCAGGUGGGAGAGGAAGAAAAACUGCGGCCACAGUUUGACUUGCAAGCAUGCAAGAAGCUGCCAGACAUCUAUGGAUCUCCCCCAUCCGAGCUCAUCGGGGAACCACUGGAGGACAUUGACCCCUUCUACGGAGAUCAUAAGACAUUUAUAGUACUCAACAAAGGGAAGACGAUCUUUCGAUUUAGUGCCACUCCUGCCUUGUAUAUUCUUAGUCCUUUUCAUCGAAUCAGAAGAAUAGCAGUUAAAAUUCUGGUACAUUCAUUAUUCAGUAUGUUUAUUAUGUGCACUAUUUUAACCAACUGUGUAUUCAUGGCGUGGUCCGAACUUCCUCCGUGGAAUAAAUACGUGGAGCAAACUUUUACUGCCAUUUACACAUUUGAGUCAUUGAUUAAAAUACUGGCCAGAGGAUUUUGUAUGACUGAAUUCACCUUCCUUCGAGACCCCUGGAACUGGCUGGAUUUUUCUGUUAUUAUCAUGGCAUACAUAACAGAAUUUGUGGACCUGGGCAAUGUCUCAGCCUUACGAACAUUCAGAGUUCUCCGGGCGCUGAAAACAAUCUCAGUCAUUUCAGGUUUGAAGACCAUCGUUGGAGCCCUCAUCCAGUCAGUUAGGAAACUUGCAGAUGUGAUGAUCCUGACCGUUUUUUGCUUGAGUGUUUUCGCCCUCAUAGGACUCCAGCUGUUCAUGGGAAACCUCAGGAACAAAUGUGUCCGAGAUUAUACAGAAUUCGAAUCCAUCAACGGCACCUUCGCUUCAGAUCAAAAGACCUGGCAAACCUUGAAUGAAUUUAUCAGCGAUCCAGAAAACUACUUCAUUAAGGAGGGCACAACAGAUCCAUUACUGUGUGGCAAUAGCACAGAUGCUGGCACAUGUCCACCAGGCUACAGGUGUUUAAAGGCUGGAGACAAUCCUGACCAUGGCUUCACAAGCUUUGAUACCUUCGGCUGGGCUUUUCUCUCCUUGUUCCGCCUCAUGACUCAAGACUGCUGGGAACGUCUCUACCAACAGACUCUGAGAUCUGCUGGAAAGAUCUACAUGCUUUUUUUCAUGCUGGUCAUAUUUUUGGGGUCUUUUUACCUAAUCAACUUGAUUUUGGCUGUGGUGGCCAUGGCUUACGAGGAGCAGAACCAAGCUACCAUUGCAGAAAUGGAGGCCAAGGAAAAGAAAUUUCGAGAAGCCAUGGAGGCACUGAAGAAGGAGCAAGAGGCGUUAGCUCGAGGCAUUGAUUCAUUGUCACUUAGUUCAUUUGAAAUGUCACCUGUGGCCAUGAAGAACUUCAAAGAACAAAGGAAUCAAAGAAGGAAAAAGAAGUCCUCAGGGGCAGAUGAUGAGGCAGAAGAUCAAGAGCCUGAUUCAGACGAGGGCCAACGAAGGGCGACUCUCCUGGGUUUUACUUCAGGCUCUUUGGAAAAUUCAGUGAGACGUAAGACCAGCCAUGGAAGUGUUUUCAGUUUCCGUCUACGCAGCAGGGAAAUGGGUUCAGAGGCAGAGUUUGCUGAUGAUGAUAUCAGCACGGUCGGAGACAGUGAAAUCCAACAUGGCUCACUGCUAAUUCUGAGGAACGGGAGACGGCUGAGUGCACAGAGUCAAGGGAUUUAUAGCUCUCCAAUCUACACAUACAACAGCAAAAGGAACAGUUCGGUGGAUUGCAACGGAGUGGUGUCUCUGAUUGGCGGUGGAGAAAGCUUGGAUCCAACCACUCCAACCGAUGUGUUGCUGCCACCAGUCAUUGCAGAUAAAUAUGGAACAGCUGACACGACCUCCAUUUCUGAAGAGCUGAACAAGAGGCAGCUUCUAUCACCCCAACGCCUUUCUAUGGAGCAUCCUGAGGAACACUUUCAUAGGCAACGUGCUGUGAGUGCUGUCAGCAUCAUCACCAGCGCCCUGGAAGAGCUUGAGGAAUCUCAACAGAAAUGUCCUCCUUGCUGGAAUCACUUUGCAGUAAAAUUUCUCAUAUGGGAUUGCUGCCCAAUGUGGCUCUUGAUCAAGGAGAAAGUCAAGUUCAUCAUUAUGGAUCCUUUCAGCGACCUCACAAUCACCCUUUGCAUUGUGAUGAACACACUCUUCAUGGCCAUGGAUCACUACAAGAUGACCAAAGAAUUUGAGGAAGUGCUGAACGUUGGGAAUCUGAUCUUCACUGGUAUUUUUACGGCUGAGAUGGUGUUUAAGGUUAUAGCAUUGGAUCCAUAUUAUUAUUUUCAGCAAGGCUGGAAUAUUUUUGACAGUAUAAUUGUCACGCUAAGUUUGAUGGAACUAAGCCUUUCCAGCAUGGGAAAUGUGUCUGUGUUACGCUCCUUCAGACUGCUAAGGGUCUUCAAGCUUGCAAAAUCUUGGCCAACCUUAAAUACGCUUAUUAAAAUAAUUGGAAACUCAGUGGGAGCAUUGGGAAAUCUUACCCUUGUUUUAGCCAUCAUUGUCUUCAUUUUUGCGGUGGUCGGGAUGCAGCUCUUCGGAGAUUUCUACUACAAGAAUGUCAGCAAAAUCAGCAGCAACGGAAUGCUACCCCGCUGGCAUAUGAAGGACUUUUUCCAUUCUUUUCUAAUCAUCUUCCGCAUCCUUUGUGGAGAAUGGAUUGAAACUAUGUGGGACUGCAUGAAAGUCGUUGGUCAGCCACUGUGUCUCCUGGUGUUUCUGCUGGUCAUGGUGAUUGGGAACCUGGUGGUGCUGAACCUGUUUCUUGCCUUACUGUUGAGCUCAUUUAGUGCUGACAAUCUUUCUGCGCCAGACGAAGAUGGGGAGAUGAACAACCUGCAACUGGCCUUUGCCCGCAUCAACAAGGGGCUGAAGUACCUCAAGCGUUCCAUGUGGAAUUUCUGCUGCAGGGUCCUUCGACAACCAAAGGCGACCGCUGAAAAGAAAGCCAUGAUGAAGCUCGUGACCCACAAUCAGCCGGUCAUGCACAACUGUGUCAACAACCACAUGGCUAAUGAGUUUGUCAAAGAGGAGCAGAACCAGAAGGAGAACCACACCAGCAAUGCCAGAGGUGCCACCAACAAAGUGGCUGAUGACCACAAUAAUGACUUUAUGACCAACCCAGACAUGUCCAUUUGUGUCCCUAUUGCCAUGGGCGAGUCGGACAUUGAAGAUGAUGAUCAAAGCACAUUCACGGAAACAGACCAGGAGGAAGAGUGCAGCCGGAAAUUUGAUGAAAUCAGCCUGUCAGAAGGAAGCACGGUGGAUCUGGCAAUUCCGUCAGAGCUUCUGGAACAGAUGCCCGAACUGGCAGAAGAACUGCUGGAACCUGAAGAUUGCCUCCCAGAAAUUUGUGUCCAUAUUCUCCCAUGCUGUUCAGUGGAUGUCACAAAAUUCCCUGGCAACAUUUGGUGGCGGCUGAGGAAAACCUGCUAUCAAAUUGUUGAACACAGUUGGUUUGAGACAUUCAUCAUUUUCAUGAUUCUUCUCAGCAGUGGAGCUUUGGCCUUUGAAGACAUCUACUUGGAUGAAAGGAAGAACAUCAAAACUAUGCUGGAAUAUGCAGAUAAAAUCUUCACCUACAUCUUUGUUUUGGAAAUGCUUCUCAAAUGGGUGGCCUAUGGCUUUAAGAAGUACUUCACCAAUGCUUGGUGCUGGCUUGAUUUCCUCAUUGUGGAUGUCUCACUAAUAAGCCUCAUAGCUAGUUCUCUUGGAUACUCCGAAAUGGGUCCCAUUAAAUCCCUUAGGACCCUCAGAGCUCUGAGACCUUUAAGAGCACUCUCACGAUUUGAAGGGAUGAGGGUGGUGGUCAAUGCCUUGGUAGGGGCCAUCCCUUCCAUCAUGAACGUUCUGCUUGUCUGCCUGAUUUUUUGGCUCAUCUUCAGCAUCAUGGGAGUCAACUUAUUUGCCGGAAAAUUUGGGAAGUGCAUUAACAAGACAGAAGGCGAUGAGCCUUUGAACCACACAAUUGUCAACAACAAGAGUGAGUGUCAAAGCAUGAAUGACACCGGAGAGUUAUACUGGACCGUAGUGAAAGUCAACUUCGACAAUGUCGGUGCGGGUUACUUGGCUCUGCUUCAAGUGGCAACUUUUAAAGGUUGGAUGUCGAUUAUGUAUGCAGCGGUAGAUUCACGAGAGAGAGAAGAACAGCCUGUGUGGGAAUAUAACUUGUACAUGUACCUCUACUUCGUGAUCUUUAUCAUCUUCGGUUCUUUCUUCACCUUGAAUCUCUUCAUUGGUGUCAUCAUUGAUAAUUUCAAUCAGCAAAAAAAGAAGAUAAGUGGACAAGACAUCUUCAUGACUGAGGAACAGAAAAAAUACUAUAAUGCCAUGAAAAAAUUAGGAUCCAAGAAACCUCAGAAGCCCAUCCCCCGUCCACUGAACAAGUAUCAAGGUUUCAUCUUUGACGUUGUCUUGAACCAAGCCUUUGAUGUUUGCAUCAUGCUUCUGAUCUGCCUAAACAUGGUGACCAUGAUGGUGGAGACCGAUGACCAGAGUCCGGAAAAAGUGAACAUCCUCUACAGAAUCAAUAUGGUUUUCGUUGCGAUCUUCACUGCAGAGUGUAUUUUCAAAAUGACAGCUCUGAGGCACUACUAUUUCACGAAUGGAUGGAACAUAUUUGAUUUUGUAGUCGUGAUUCUAUCAAUUGUCGGCUCAGUCCUGUCUGACAUCAUCCAGAAGUACUUCUUUUCCCCUACGUUGUUCCGAGUCAUCCGCUUGGCUCGGAUAGGUCGGAUCUUGAGACUUAUCAGAGGUGCCAAAGGAAUCCGAACGCUUCUGUUUGCCUUAAUGAUGUCCCUCCCUGCUUUAUUCAACAUCGGGCUCCUUCUGUUCCUGGUCAUGUUUAUUUAUGCCAUCUUUGGCAUGGCCAACUUUGCCUAUGUUAAGAAAGAACACGGGAUCGAUGACAUGUUCAACUUCGAGACAUUUGCCAACAGCAUGCUUUGCCUGUUCCAGAUCACCACGUCGGCUGGCUGGGAUGGUCUUCUCAACCCCAUUUUGAACACGGGGCCCCCCUAUUGUGACCCCAGUCACGUUAACUCCAAUGGGUCCAAGGGGAACUGUGGUAGUCCUGCGGUGGGAAUCCUGUUCUUCGUUACCUACAUUAUCAUCUCUUUCCUCAUUGUGGUCAACAUGUACAUAGCUAUUAUUUUAGAGAAUUUCAGCGUCGCCACUGAAGAGAGCACGGAGCCGCUAAGCGAGGAUGACUUUGAUAUGUUUUACGAAACUUGGGAGAAGUUUGACCCCGAAGCUACGCAGUUCAUUACCUACAUUGCCCUUUCCAGUUUUGCGGAUGCUCUGCCAGAACCUUUGCGCAUCGCGAAACCCAACCAGGUUAAGCUCAUAGCCAUGGACCUUCCCAUGGUGAGUGGGGACAGGAUCCACUGCUUAGAUAUUUUGUUUGCUUUCACCAAAAGAGUUCUGGGAGAAACUGGAGAGAUGGAUGCCCUUAAAAUACAGAUGGAGGAGAAAUUCAUGGCCGCCAACCCAUCGAAGGCUUCUUACGAGCCUAUCACCACCACGCUGAGGCGGAAGCAGGAGGAGGUGUCUGCGACCAUCAUCCAGAGAGCUUUCAGAAGUCACCUUUUCCAACGUUCCCUCAAGCAAGCAUCUUUCUUGUACCGCCAGAAAAACUGCCCCCUAGGAGACGUGGCCCCAGAGAAGGAAGGCCUCAUUGCUUGCAUGAUGGAUGAAAACUACGGGAAGCCUAUCGACAAAUCCGAAACUCUUUCCUCCACUUCCUUCCCCCCGUCCUACGACAGUGUCACCCGGGGCACCAGCGAGAAUUUCCAGCUAAGGUUGACGGACUCCAGUGGAUGCGACGAACCGCUAGACGACCCGUUGUCAGCUGACCGAGAUAAAGAGUCAAUUGUUUAA
This is a messenger RNA of Protobothrops mucrosquamatus (brown spotted pit viper), 5916 nucleotides long. Its product is annotated as sodium channel protein type 5 subunit alpha. Gene Ontology annotation, biological process: sodium ion transmembrane transport; neuronal action potential; membrane depolarization during action potential. Gene Ontology annotation, molecular function: protein binding; voltage-gated sodium channel activity. Gene Ontology annotation, cellular component: voltage-gated sodium channel complex; axon; plasma membrane. The record is from RefSeq and is a predicted model, not a curated record. The coding region runs from base 1 to 5916 and encodes 1971 amino acids. The transcript has 27 exons. NCBI's taxonomy places the organism in Eukaryota, Metazoa, Chordata, Lepidosauria, Squamata, Viperidae.